Molecule: messenger RNA, 1476 nt
Organism: Capsicum annuum
Lineage: Eukaryota; Viridiplantae; Streptophyta; Magnoliopsida; Solanales; Solanaceae
Product: protein RETARDED ROOT GROWTH, mitochondrial
Exons: 7
Coding region: 119-1231 (370 amino acids)
Source: RefSeq, a predicted model, not a curated record
AAUAUUCCGCAUCAAGUAUGUAAUUUUUAAUUUUCACCAGAGAUUUUAGGACUUCAUUGAACAAACAAAGAGAACCCAUCCUGUCAAGAACAAAGCAAAGACAACCUUAACCCAGUUCAUGGGGAGAUGGAAAGCUGCUAACUUUGUAGCUCGUAUUCUUCUUACCAAAUCAAGAUCAAUUCCACAAACCCCAUUUCACAAAACCUGUAAAUUUUCAUUAGUUUCAGUACCCAAGAUACAGUUCUUGAAAUUCAGGAGGUCAUUUUCUGUAGCACCAGCUUUAUAUCCACAGUAUGUGGAUGAUUUUGAAUAUAAGAUUGAUAAUAAUAAUAAUACAGAGUCUUUGGAGUCUAAUGAUGAUGAAGAAAUUGGUAAAGUACCCAUCAAAGCCUAUUUCCUUUGUACCAGUAUUGAUUUGAAGCGCAUGCAAGCUGAAAAUUCAACAGACAUUCUUCCAUCAUCCUCCCGUUCACCCAAUCAUAUUGCCUUCAGAUUUUUCAAUCUUCUACCAACAAAUAAUGCCCUUAGAUUUGGAGAAAACACAAAUGGUUGCAGUUGUAUGGUUGUCUUCAAGUAUGGUGCAGUUGUCCUCUUCAAUGUGGAGGAUGGCGAAGCUGAGUACUACUUGCGAAUUGUGAGAAGAUAUGCAUCUGGAUUGCUUCGUGAAAUGAAAAAAGAUGAUUAUGCUGUAAAAGAGAAGCCAUCACUGGUUGAGGAUAUGCAGGGAGGUGCAGAUCACAUAGUUCUGAAAAAUUUGGACACAGAUAGUAUUCGUGUAAUUAGCAGUGUGCUUGGCCAAAGUAUUGCGCUUGAUUACUUUGUGUCACAGGUUGAUGGUAUGGUUGAAGAGUUUGCUGGGAUAAAUCGUGAAAUGGAGAAAACAGGCACUUUCACGAUGAAAAGGAAGAAAUUGUUCCAACUUGUGGGCAAAGCCAAUUCAAAUAUAGCUGAUGUAAUUUUAAAAGUAGGUAUCUUUGAAAGAUCUGAAAUUGCUUGGAGAGAUGCAAAAUACGCUCAGAUACUCGAGUACCUUCGAGAGGAAUACGAGGUCUCACAGCGUUUUGGGAACCUCAACUUCAAAGUAAAGUUUGUUGAGCAUAACAUUCACUUUCUUCAGGAAGUUCUUCAAAACAGAAAGUCGGAUCUACUAGAAUGGUGCAUCAUCGUCUUGUUGGCAGUCGAGAAUGUGGUAUGCAUAUAUGAGAUAAUUCGGGACACAACAGGGCAUUAAAGAGUGGCGAUGAAACAUGGUAGGAUUAACAUAGCAGAUGCCAAAGAAAGAAACCACAUUUCUGGGCAUUCAUAUUGCAGUUUUACAUUAUUUAUACAUCCAUAUGUCAUCACUGUGAAUUAGUGAUGAUCUAUUCUUUUGUUGCAAAAUUAUAUUUAACCACAUAGAUAAGAUUCUUUUCUUUUGAUAACUGAGAAAUCUGAGUGUGCCAAUUCAAUUGAUAAAGCUUCCCAUUUUUCGGGUCA